Messenger RNA from Gekko japonicus, 1596 nucleotides. Its product is annotated as solute carrier family 22 member 6-A-like. Bases 1 to 1596 code for a protein of 531 amino acids. The record is from RefSeq and is a predicted model, not a curated record. Gene Ontology annotation, biological process: transmembrane transport. NCBI's taxonomy places the organism in Eukaryota, Metazoa, Chordata, Lepidosauria, Squamata, Gekkonidae. Gene Ontology annotation, cellular component: membrane. Gene Ontology annotation, molecular function: transmembrane transporter activity. The transcript has 9 exons.
AUGACUUUUGCCAAACUUUUGGACCAGGUUGGUGGCAUGGGUCGUUUCCAAGUCAUCAACGUGAUCUUGCUGAUCUUCCCAAUAUUACUCCUGGCAUGCCACAACCUCCUACAGAACUUUACAGCCGCCGUUCCUGAUCACCGCUGCAGGGACCCCGUUAAUGACACGUGCAGCGCAAAUGCAACAGAAAGCUUGGAAUGCAAGGACUAUCUGAGGGUCUCCAUCCCCAUGGACAGCAACUGGACCCUGCAGAAAUGCCAUCGGUUUAUCACUACCCCGUCGCCGUCCCUGAACUCCAGCGCUACGGGGCCACAGGACAGGGAGAAAGGGGGAGAAGCUUGUCUGGACGGAUGGAUCUAUGAUACAACUGUUUUUACAUCCACCAUUGUAACCGAGUGGGACUUAGUGUGCGACUCCCGAACCCUGAAGCAGAUGGCUCAGUCAAUCUAUAUGGCCGGUGUGCUCGUGGGCGCAAUCGUGUUUGGUGGCCUCUCCGACAAGUUUGGCCGGAAAGCCUUACUGAUCUGGUCUUGCCUUCAAAUGGCCGUUUCAGGAUCCUGCGCCGCCUUCGCCCCCAGCUUCACGGCAUACUGCAUCUUUCGUUUCCUGUCAGGAAUGGCUGUCUCAGGCGUUGGACUGAACUGUGUGUCACUUUCGAUAGAGUGGACACCCAUGCAGUCUCGGGCCACCGUCAGCACAGUGACAGGGUACGGCUACAGCAUUGGUCAGUUCGUCCUAGCCGGCAUGGCCUUCACCAUCCGUGACUGGCGCUGGCUCCAGCUGGCCGUGUCCUUUCCGUAUUUGGCUUUCUUCCUUUAUGGCUGGUGGUUCACAGAGUCAGCCCGGUGGUAUGCCACUUCUGGCAAACUAGAACAGGCACGAAGAGAGCUGCAGAAAGUCGCACGGAUAAACGGUCAAAGGGAACAAGGGGAGAAGCUCAGCUUAGAGUUCCUAACAGCCAACCUGCAGAAGGAAGUGGCCUCUGCCAAAUCAAGGUUUACUGCGGCUGACCUUGUGCGCACACCAGUCUUACGCCGACUAACCUGCUGCCUCUGCUUUGUAUGGUUCUCCACCAGCUUUGCUUACUAUGGGUUGGCCAUGGACCUGCAGAACUUUGGGGUCAGCAUAUACCUCAUCCAGGUCAUCUUCGGGGCUGUCGACAUCCCAGCGAAGCUCAUCGCCUUCCUUGUGAUUUGCUACUUUGGCCGCCGCAUCACCCAGGCAUUGGCUCUCAUUCUCGCAGGGUUUUCCAUUGUUGCCAAUAUCUUUGUUUCGGAAGAUAUGCAGAUCCUGCGAACGAUCUUUGCUGUUUUGGGGAAAGGCUGCCUGGCAGCAUCUUUCAACUGUGUCUUCCUAUACACUGGAGAACUUUACCCUACAGUGAUCAGGCAGACUGGGAUGGGCUUUGGCAACACCAUGGCACGUAUUGGCGGGAUUGUGGCUCCCUUGGUGCGGAUGACCAGCGAAUAUUCCCCCUCCCUUCCCCUUGUCAUCUAUGGGGCAGCCCCCAUCGUCUCUGGCAUUGCUGCCUGCUUCCUCCCUGAGACUCUGAAUGUGCCGCUACCUGAUACCAUUGAAGACGUGGAGAGCCAGUAA